Henningerozyma blattae CBS 6284 is the source of this 1878-nucleotide messenger RNA. RefSeq lists its product as uncharacterized. The transcript has a single exon. The coding region runs from base 1 to 1878 and encodes 625 amino acids. NCBI's taxonomy places the organism in Eukaryota, Fungi, Ascomycota, Saccharomycetes, Saccharomycetales, Saccharomycetaceae. Gene Ontology annotation, biological process: ubiquitin-dependent protein catabolic process. The record is from RefSeq and is a predicted model, not a curated record. Gene Ontology annotation, molecular function: ubiquitin binding; ubiquitin conjugating enzyme binding. Gene Ontology annotation, cellular component: cytoplasm.
AUGGUGGAGAGUAAACAAGUUGAAGAAACAAAAGAUGUCCCAUUAAAUAAGGAUCUAAAUACUAAAACAAAAGAUGAGAAAAACUCUAAAAAAAUUGAAGACACUAAAGAUGACGCGAAAUCACAGGAUAAUGUUGAAUCUUUGGAAGAUGUAACCCUUGAAUCGGAAAAAGAUCCACAGACAAAAUCAGAUUCAGAUGUUGAACCCAAUGAAGAAUCUAAAGCAGAUGAUGAAGUAAAGGAAGAACCUAAAUCAGAUGAUAAAAUAAAGGAAGAACCUAAAACAACAGGGGAUGCCAAGACGGAAGAGCCAAUUGUAAAAACUGAUGGCAAGGCAAAAGAACCAAUUGUAAAGAUUGAAGAGUCAACUGCAGAUUCAAAUGAUAAAGUUGACGAAACAAAAAGUGUUAAAAAUGAAACAAAUAAAAACACAACUUCAAAAGGAGAAUCUAGCAAAAAAACCGUCAAUAUUUCCACUACUGUUCCAAAUGAUACUGUUGAUAUCCCAUUAGAUUCUGAAAAUAAAGAAAAUAAUGGUGCUGGUGAUAAUGAAGAUGAUGAUGUUCCACCUUUACCGGUUAGAAAUUCUUCAGUUUCAAUUCCUAAAGUCACUUCUACAAAUAAAGAUAACUUAUUGAAAAAACCAAAAUCUAUUAAUGACGAUAUUAAUAAAAGACAAAAUAGAGAAGCAUCUCCAAGGUUGUUAGCAAAUCCAAUUUAUAAUCAAUUAAAAGAUGCAUUCCCUAACAUUGAAGAUAAAUAUGUAAAGGCAAUCAUCAUUGCAUCUCAAGGAUCUGUAGAUCCUGCAUUCAAUGCUCUGUUAUACUUAUCAGAUCCAGAAAAUAGUAAAGAUAUUGAAUUGCCAACAAGACCAGCUCACCAAGCAAGAUUAGCCAAGCAAACCUCGAUGUUGAGAAGAAAACUUCAACAAGAAGAACAAGAUGAAAUUUUAGCAAGACAAUUGGACGAGAAAUAUAAUAGAAGAUCUGCCAUGAAUGCCCCACAACAACAACAACAACAACAACCUUCCAUUCCACAAACUCAAGCUCAACCUUACUUCCCAGAAGAUGAAAAUAGAACUCGAACAUCCAAUACUCGAGCACCUAAUGGUAGUGAUUGGUCUAGUGAGCAAAGAAGAAGAGAUCGUGAAAGAAGACGUCGUAACCCUAUGACAGCAGAAGAAGAAAGUCAAUACUAUAGCGAAGAUUUCGAAGAUAGUGAGUCCUGGCAACAAUUUGUAGAAAAGGACUUACCUGAGAUUACAGAUCGUGCAGGUAAAUCAUUACAAGAUACUGCCACUCGUGUUUCUAAUUGGUUUAAAAGUUGGACUGCUGAAGAAGAAGAGGAGGAGGGUGAUGCUGAUGAUUAUGGGUAUGGUGGUUCGAACAAAAGACGUGGUGGUGCUCUAUAUGAAAAAGAUUCUCUUUAUACUAAAACAUAUUCGAAUACAAUGAAAAAUUCAGUAAGACCUGAAAGGCAUAGAUUCAAUUCCUUUGGUAAUACUAUCAAUGAUAAUCAAAGAAAUAAUGAUAGUAUAUUGAAAGCCAAUGGAGUUAAUUUACAUUUCAAUGAUGACGAUGAUGACGAUGAUGACAAUGACGAUGAUGUUCCACCUCAAUUACCAAAUAGAAUGAGAAAGAGCACAGAUGAAGAUCCAAAGGAAGCCAGUAAAGUAGUUGCCUUUUCUAAUACCAUUAAAGUGGAAGAUAAAGAGGUAAAGGAAGGUGCGAAUGCUAAAGAUACUAAGGAUAAAGAUUUAGUCACUGAUGUUGGUAGCAUCAAGAUGAAUACUAUCAAGCCUGAACCGAUCAAUAUGAGUAAUAAUACUGAUUCAAAAAAUCUCAACGAUUUCUUAAUCAAUGACGAAGAUGAUGCUUGA